UCUCGGCCAGCAGGGGGCGACCAAGAGCGUAUGUUUGUUUACAUGUAGCCUCGUUAGCAUUAGCUUCUGCCGGGCGAAAAGGUGCGCUAACUUCGCUAUAAUUGUGACCGUAUUUAUUGUAUUCGUCCUGUUAUUAGCUCAUAUUUAAGCACAAUUAUUGUUUUUUUCAUGGGCACUUAUUGAAUAUUAAGGGAGGUUAAACAACGUUAGUCUUCGCUGUUGGCCUUCUAAUGUGUCAAACGCACGUUUUAGCUGACAGAACACGUUGUAAGUCAAUUAAGGUUGUGAUGACAAAACAAAAGAUGUGUUUUAAGACAAGUCGGCAAUUAAAAUGAGUACAUUUGAUGGUACAGAAGAUAGCAGCACUAAUGUGCUGUAAACGUCAAAGACUAUGAGGAAGUCACACAAGAAAAAUAACAGAGCAGCGGGAGAUGCAGGUCUGGCCAAUAGGAGCCAGCCCUCCGGGUCACAUGACCAUCCAGGAAGUGAGAGUAAUGCCGAAGAUGGAGUCCCUCCCUCUGACCAGCAGAGGGCAGCGGAGCUCGGUGACGCCAACAGGACUGCCGAGCUCCACAGUGCGGGCUCACUCAAGGUCACCAUCCAGCAGAGCAGCGACAGUCGCGAGUUCCCACAAAAGGACGCGACGGACGACAGACCUCACUGUCACGUGUGCGGCGUCACCUGUCCCUCCUGGCAGGUGUUCGAGGAGCACAUGGCCGGAUCGGAUCACAUGACCAAAGUGAAGGAGAUCACACGCUCCAUCACGCUCAUGAGCAGGAGGGGUCGCUGGUGUGACACGUGUCAGACGCACUACAGCGGUGACGUCAUCCUCCACCGCCGAUCCAAGCAACACAAAGUGUGUAAGCGGGAGUCGCGGCCCUUCUGUGCGGCGUGCAGGCGUCACUUCAAGUCUCCCAGGAAGUUGGUGGAACACAUGAAAUGUGCGGCGCACAAGCGACAGGUGCAGGAGACCCUGGAGGAGGAGGAGGAGCUUAUCACAGUGGACGCCAUUGGCUGCUUCGAGGAGGAAGUGAAGCAGGAAGUACCCCACCCGGACAGGAAGUCACUUCAAUCCGCCCAUUUUUUCCCGCUGAUCCGGGUCGCGGGUUUGGUGGGGAAGCCCAGACUUCCUGCUGAGGCUGAGGCGGACCCGGUCCAGCUGUGAGACCUGGUCCCUCCACAUGUCCCAGGUCUACCGACAAGGGCCUACCAGGUACCACCUGGCGUCCGGGCUAGAGCACUAGAGACUAGUCAGAGAACCAGAAGCAGGGUUUACAGCUGUGUGGUCGGGGGUCAUGUAGGCACAGACGUGGGGCCAAGUCUGUGGGCGGGGCUUGCAGGCAAAGGGGUCCAACCUGCACCCACCUGUAAAAACUUUGUAUUCAUUUUAACGCUGAAUUGACUCAGAAUGUUAAGAAAAGUAUUUGAUAAGCGGUAGAAAAUGGAUGGAUGGAUGGACUUUGAAUCCUUUCUGAAUGGAGUACGUCAUCCAAUAGAAUCCUGAGUUUCACUUCCCUGCAGACUGACACAGCACGUGUGUGGAUUCAUGUUCAGCACGCACAGGAAUCAAACUCGAGGACCUUUCUGACGGAAUUUUAUAACAGCCGAUUCCAAGCAUGAAUGAAACAGCAUGGCGUUGUACCUUCUUCAGCAGAGAGUGAGAAACAAGCUUGUGUUGUUGAGAAGUUUACCUCAAAUGUGGUGAUAUCUUACAGCUAACAAUUCUCCACGGUAGGUAGAUUGCCUCCAAGGUCUUGUCUUACCGUACAAUAAAUCAUACCACAGUAGCAUAAAAAUGGCACCUGUAGAUGUCAAUCAAAAACAAGUAUUUGCAAACUUGUACACGUUGUAAACCUGCAACACUUGGCUAUGAUGUCGGGGAUAAUGUGAGUAUCACGAUACUUUUCGCAAGGGGUAUGGACAAACAUUCACGGAGGAAUAUUUCACAAUUACUGAACGCCUAGCUAGAAAGCCAGCGGACUAUAGGAUCAAAGAUCUAUCUGGAGAAGCCGUAAAAGGUACAUUUUAUGAACCCGAAUUACAGCAGGUGAUCGUAGAUAAAAGAAAGGAAUAUAAAAUUGAAAAAAAUACUUACAAGAAAACAAUUUGGUGGCAAACAGAUGCUCUUUGUAAAAUGGUUAAGGUGGCCCGAAAAGUUCAAUUCUUGGAUAUCUGCCGAACAUGUUUGCUCAACCAUCCCUCAAUCCAUGUCUGUGCUAGACUACAUCGUCUUUUCCUCAUUUAAAAAUCUGUGUCGACAUGGAUCAGAAAGAUUUGCUGCCUGGCAACGCUAGCCAUAGUUAAAGUACCAAUGAUUGUCCCGCACACACUAGGGGUGGCGAGAUUUGUCCGGGUGUGUAUUCUACAAACAAGAUAUGGAAUUAUGUAACAAAAAUGACACACACCUGUCAUUCGGAAUCAACCAUAUCAGGUGAGACUUGUUGAAAUUCAAUUCCCAACGUACAUGGACAACUUUUCCAAAACAGGAUGAAAAAACAUCCGUCCACCCCGCCGUGACGGAUGAUAAGCAAAACGUUGAGCGAUUAAUACUGCCGAGUGGUCAUUAUCAAGAUAUUCAAGAAAUUGCAGAUCAUUUAAAGCAGGGGUCAGCAACCUUUUUGAAAGCAAGAGCUACUUCUUGAUUAAUGCGAAGGGCUACCAGUUUGAUACACACUUAAAUAAAUUGCCAGAAAUAGGCAAUUUGCUCAAUUUACCUUUAACUCUAUGUUAUUAUUAAUAAUGAAGGAUAUUUACACUUAAUUGAACGGUUUAAAAGAGGAGAAAACACGAAACAAAUGACAAUUAAAUUUUGAAACAUAGUUUAUCUUCAAUUUCGACUCUUUAAAAUUCAAAAUUCUACCGAAAA
Molecule: messenger RNA, 2866 nt
Organism: Entelurus aequoreus (snake pipefish)
Lineage: Eukaryota; Metazoa; Chordata; Actinopteri; Syngnathiformes; Syngnathidae
Gene: ciz1b
Product: cdkn1a interacting zinc finger protein 1b
Exons: 7
Coding region: 392-1165 (257 amino acids)
Cellular component (GO): nucleus
Source: RefSeq, a predicted model, not a curated record